UUACGCAUGCGUCUUUUCAGAAUUUUCAUUUUGUAGAGGGUUAGUUAACUUCUCUUCUUUGCAUUUGAGAAAAUUCUUUAAUAUAAUAAUUAUGCCUGUUGAAGAGGUAGCUAAAAUAAACAGACAACCAGCUGGUGGUCCCUUGGGACUUGGCGAUCCUGAUGAUACAUUUCUCAGAAAAGUGGAAAAGGAAGUUCUUAUUCCACAAAAAAUGCGGGACAAAGCAAAAACAGAAAAAUGUAUUGAAGAGGUUAAAAAUUUUACUGAAUGUUGUGCAAGUUCUGGAAUAGCAAUGGUUUAUAAAUGCCGUGCAGAAAAUAGUUUACUGAAGUCUUGUUUAUCUCGUUGGUAUGACGAUGAUGAAUUUAAGAGAAUUUGCAAAGAAGAAUAUUUAAUAGAAAGGAGUGAAUUUAGGAGAACUGGAAUCAGGAAGGGGUCUCAAAGAAUAGGAGUAUCAAUGUAAUUUUACAUAGGAAUAUUUAUUUUCAAAAUAAGUUUAUAAAUUUACAUAGUAGUUUUA
This is a messenger RNA of Harmonia axyridis, 520 nucleotides long. Its product is annotated as COX assembly mitochondrial protein homolog. The record is from RefSeq and is a predicted model, not a curated record. Gene Ontology annotation, cellular component: mitochondrion. NCBI's taxonomy places the organism in Eukaryota, Metazoa, Arthropoda, Insecta, Coleoptera, Coccinellidae. Bases 92 to 463 code for a protein of 123 amino acids. The transcript is spliced from 2 exons.